UGUACUCAUCGAGCUAAAACCGAAAUUGAACGCAGGCCUCGCUACCGUCGUAAACACGCAAGAAAAUCAAGCCUUCCGCCGUCAACUCUCCCCAUCGAGAAUUGGAGCACAGCAAGCCGGGCGCAAUAAUCGGCAGCGACAUGUUGUCGUGCCCGAGUUUGGCGCCAUCAAGGGCAAGAGAGUAUUCUUACAAAGCUGCAUCAACUCCUGUCCGUCCGCUUUUUCCCCUGGACCGGAAAGCACAUUCCUUUUGCCGCCUGCCCACAGCCACAACCGUUGUUGUGAUUCGCAACCGGUCCAAAACAUGCCAGAUGGCGACUUAUGCAGAUGUGUUCAGCGUCUCACGCCGGAAUGAUGGCUGGUCGCCGACACUUGGUAAGAGCUGUCAAGCCUUGACUCAAACGAGGUUCGGGGCGCUAACUGUAUGUCGCAAAGCCACCUGUAACAGCAGUCCGUGCCUCCGCUGCGCCUAUUCCUGCGAAAAGCAGCAACAAUCGCUUUUAAAUUUAAAGCUCCGCCGCAACGCCGGCAUAGGCAUUUGGCUUGGUCGCUGUGCUGAGUCGAAAAAUGACGAUAAUAACUUGAAUUAUUGCUUUUGAAUCAAGGCGCUCCCAAAAAGUAUCUUUCCGUUCACGGCGGUUUUACCUUCA
Messenger RNA from Phytophthora nicotianae INRA-310, 650 nucleotides. RefSeq lists its product as hypothetical. The transcript has a single exon. Lineage: Eukaryota; Oomycota; Peronosporomycetes; Peronosporales; Peronosporaceae. The coding region runs from base 141 to 599 and encodes 152 amino acids. The record is from RefSeq and is a predicted model, not a curated record.